GGCGAAUUCAGAGGACGCCAAUGGCAAAGCCGGGCGCGGGGGCACGACGGGAAGGACAACCAAUAGCGACGCGCCGCUGGGAACAGCACCGCUAUAAAAGCAGCUCCCGCGGCCUCUUCGCUGUCGUCGGUUCUUUUUUUCGUAGUUCGUGUGUGCUGAGAGUCGCGCGUUCGCAGCCAUGCCCGAGCCGGCCAAGUCCGCGCCCGCGCCCAAGAAGGGCUCCAAGAAGGCGGUCACUAAGACGCAGAAGAAGGGCGACAAGAAGCGCAAGAAGAGCCGCAAGGAGAGCUACUCCAUCUACGUGUACAAGGUGCUGAAGCAGGUGCACCCCGACACGGGCAUCUCCUCCAAGGCCAUGGGCAUCAUGAACUCCUUCGUCAACGACAUCUUCGAGCGCAUCGCCGGCGAGGCCUCGCGCCUGGCGCACUACAACAAGCGCUCCACCAUCACGUCGCGGGAGAUCCAGACGGCCGUGCGGCUGCUGCUGCCUGGCGAGCUGGCCAAGCACGCCGUCUCCGAGGGCACCAAGGCUGUCACCAAGUACACCAGCUCCAAGUAAGCUGCCUCUGCAGCCCCCUCGUGCCAGAUCUCCUUGACCCAAAGGCUCUUUUAAGAGCCACCCACCUUUUCAAUAAAAGAGCUGAUACUGGUCUCAUUCUAUGCUAGCCCAAGUUUUUUUCGGGAAAAAAGCAGUAACAGUGAAAU
Molecule: messenger RNA, 705 nt
Organism: Chiroxiphia lanceolata (lance-tailed manakin)
Lineage: Eukaryota; Metazoa; Chordata; Aves; Passeriformes; Pipridae
Product: histone H2B 1/2/3/4/6
Exons: 1
Coding region: 179-559 (126 amino acids)
Cellular component (GO): nucleosome
Molecular function (GO): protein heterodimerization activity; DNA binding; structural constituent of chromatin
Source: RefSeq, a predicted model, not a curated record